AGAGAAGGUAUAUACAGACGACACAAUUAAAUAUGGUUUGUUUACCAAUUCUGACGAACCCAAUAAUGAUAUAGAAGCCCUUAAAGAUAAAAAUUGGAAAACUGCUAUGGAGUCGGAAUAUGAUGCCUUAAUCAGAAAUGGUACCUGGCACCUAGUUCCACCUCAGAGAGGGAAGAAUGUUAUUGGGUGUAAGUGGGUCUAUAAAAUUAAAAGGAAAGCCGAUGGAUCCCUAGACAGGUACAAAGCCCGCCUAGUAGCAAAAGGAUUUAAACAGAGAUAUGGAAUAGAUUAUGAAGACACCUUUAGCCCUGUAGUCAAGGCUGCCACAAUUAGAAUCAUUUUAUCUAUAGCUGUUUCUAGAGAGUGGAGUCUAAGAUAGUUAGAUGUACAAAAUGCCUUUCUUCAUGGUCAUCUGGAGGAAGAAGUAUAUAUGGAACAGCUACCAGGUUUCAAAGAUGUCACUAAACCUCACUAUAUAUGCAAACUAGAUAAGUCUCUGUACGGCUUGAAACAAGCCCCAGGAGCCUGGUUUGCUAGAUUGAGCAAGAAGCUGAUCGACCUUGGUUUUAGUGCUUCAAAGGCCGACACAUCAUUAUUCUAUAUACAUAAAGGGGAUAUUGCUAUCUUCAUAUUGGUGUAUGUAGAUGAUAUAAUUGUAGCUAGUUCUUCAGAGAGGGCAACAUCGGCACUACUACAGGAUCUUAAGGCAGAAUUUGCUCUAAAAGAUCUUGGAGAAUUAUAUUAUUUCCUUGGCAUCGAAGUCAGCAAGACACACAAUGGUAUUGUUCUCACACAAGAUAAGUAUGCUACUAAUUUACUAAAGAAAGUAGGAAUGUUAGAUUGCAAGCCUGCUAACACUCCUCUAUCUGUUAGUGAGAAGUUGUCUUUACAUGAGGGAUCUCUUUUGGGACCCAAUGAUGCAACACAGUAUAGAAGUAUAGUUGGUGCACUACAGUAUCUAACCCUUACUAGACCGGAUAUAGCUUUUUCUGUUAACAAGGUUUGCCAGUUUCUUCAUGCUCCAACAACUGUGCAUUGGACAGCAGUGAAAAGAAUACUAAGGUGUAUAAAACAAUGCACGAGUAUGGGGCUCAACAUACACAGAUCUGGGUCCACACGUGUGAGUGGUUUCUCAGAUGCAGAUUGGGCCGGUAGUGUAGAUGACAGAAAAUCUACUGGAGGCUUUGCUGUGUUUAUAGGUUCCAACCUAGUGUCAUGGAGUGCUAGAAAACAAGCUACCGUCUCAAGAUCUAGUACUCAGUCAGAAUAUAAGGCCAUAGCAAAUGCAACGGUAGAAAUAAUGUGGGUACAAACUUUAUUAGUAGAAUUAAGGAUCAAGAGUCCUCAAGCUGCUAAAAUUUGGUGUGAUAAUCUUGGAGCCAAGUAUUUGUCAGCAAACCCAGUUUUUCAUGCCAGAACAAAAUAUAUAGAGGUUGACUAUCACUUUGUCCGGGAACGGGUGAGUCAGAAAUUAUUGGAAAUUGAUUUUGUGUCCUCAGGUGAUCAAGUUGCUGAUGGGUUCACUAAACCACUUUCUGUACGCCUGCUAGAGAACUUUAAAAGCAAUCUUAACCUUAAAAGGUUAUGAUUGAGAGAGGGUGUUAAACGAUAGAGUUUAUCUCCCAGUACUUGUGAUAAGAUAAGUUAGUUUAGCAUACGAUCAUGCAUUGUAAUCUCUCCGGAUUGUUAGUCAAGAGCAACAAACUUCCGGGCUUAUGUAAAAGCCACGGUUGGGGCUCUUCCAGUCAUCGAGAAACACGAAAGCGUAGCACAACACGAGUGCUGCGUUUAUUCUAGAAACUUUCAGCGACGACUGCGGCAACAACGAUGGCGGCUACAGCUACUCCAACAACAGCGACAGCAGUGGCAGGUAGCAGCUAGCGGCGGUCGACAGCAGUUGCAGCGUCGGCGACGACUAUGGCGAUUGCGACAACGACGAGGAUUUGUUACCGAUGAUAUGAUAUUGUUCAUGAUACCACUAGUACCGGAUAUGAUAUUGUUCAGGUAUCAUACAUGAUACAUGUGAGGUACCAUGUUACGUAGAAGGUACCAUGAUACCUGAGCAUGCUACCUUGUAGUAUCAUAUACGAUCAUCGUUCUAAAUCUGCCGCUAUAGCCGGAGAUAGCUGUUGGAGAGGGAAAAAGCUAAGCUAAUUGAAUAUUCCCGCUACAAUUUAGCUGCCGCUAAUAGUUGUGUUUAGCCAGAGAUGGCCGCUAAAAUAGCCUUCGUUUAGCUUCAUUUAGCCGCUAAAAGUUUGGGUGGCAAAAAUUUGGACAUCAAUUUUUGGGCCCGCCGUAAAUUAGUCCUAC
Messenger RNA from Oryza brachyantha (malo sina), 2310 nucleotides. RefSeq lists its product as uncharacterized. NCBI's taxonomy places the organism in Eukaryota, Viridiplantae, Streptophyta, Magnoliopsida, Poales, Poaceae. Bases 431 to 1588 code for a protein of 385 amino acids. The transcript has a single exon. The record is from RefSeq and is a predicted model, not a curated record.